Messenger RNA from Mirounga angustirostris (Northern elephant seal), 4744 nucleotides. RefSeq names its product pancreatic progenitor cell differentiation and proliferation factor like (gene PPDPFL). The record is from RefSeq and is a predicted model, not a curated record. The transcript is spliced from 6 exons. NCBI's taxonomy places the organism in Eukaryota, Metazoa, Chordata, Mammalia, Carnivora, Phocidae. Gene Ontology annotation, biological process: multicellular organism development; cell differentiation. Bases 207 to 554 code for a protein of 115 amino acids.
GGUGUGCUCAGGGGUCCCAGAGCACAACCUCAUUCACUGCAGAGUGCUCCUGGCCUGUAGAACUCGGUCCCUCCUGGAUCACGUCCACACUUUGAGUGUGUGUUUUCUGAGGAAAGCUUAGAACACGUUUGUUUAAAAGAACAAAUUGGAGAAAACAAAUAGAUUGCUGUUCGCAGUCUCUCUGGCUCUUGUUCACAGGGAAAACAAUGGCAUCAGUGCCUUCCAUUGGUUGCCUGCUGGCCAAAAAUCAGUAUUAUCGAAAGGCCAGUAUUUCUUCAGUUAGCUCUUUAACUGAUUCUGUUAACAUCAUACCUGAUGACAAAUCCCAACAAGGGUUACCGAAAGUGGAAGAAUCCAGCUGGUGGUUUAAAUCCUUUUUCCGUUCUGAACCUGUGCUUUCAGUUGUGAGAGGAAAAGAUCUGUCUGCUAGUGGAGAGAGACACAGCGAGAGAGGGAACACAAGCAGGGGGAAUGGGAGAGGGAGAAGCAGGCUUCCCGCGGAGCAAGGAGCCCGAUGCGGGGCUCGAUCCCAGGACCCUGGGAUCAUGACCUGAGCUGAAGGCAGAUGCUUAACGACUGAGCCACCCAGGCGCCCCAAGGUACUCAACUAGACUCCAGUCUCCCAAAUUCUUACUUCAUAUGAGUUCAGGAGAACAUUCUAUCUGUGACUCUUGGGCAAGCUGGAAUUCACACUUGUUCUCCUGCAGAACUGAGGGAAUGAGUCUACUAAAUGCCUGCUAAGGAAGUUUCCAGAUUGUGGAAUGGUAGAAGGGAAGAAUGACUAGUAUGCUGAAGUUAAAAAUAACCACUGAGGCUUUAAACUUUAAGAGAGUAGAACAACAGUAAUAUUUAAAAUAGCUUUAAAGAAGGAAAAAAUGAGAACAUAUAUUCAUGAGUUUUAUUAUUGCCUGAGGUUUUAUUUUAUUUUUUUGCAUGAGGUUUAAUACAAUGUAUUUUGUAUUUUAAGAAUGAUCUUCUUUUUAAAAAUUCUAAUUGUUUUGUAUUUUUUCCAAAAGUAUAAUUUCUAAAAUAUACUAUGCUCACCCAAUAGUUCCUAAAAAUGGAAUAAAAUUUUAUAACAAUUACAGGAAAUUGAUAGGUAAAGCAUUUACUUUUAUUGGAAAGUGUUCAUACAAAGUUUUCAAAUUUCUAAUAAUUUCCUUUCUUGGGUGGCUCAGUCCAUUAAGUGUCUGCUUUCGGCUCAGGUCAUGAUCCAGGGUCCCGGGAUUGAGCCCCGCGUCGGCCUCCCUGCUGAGCAGGGACCUGCUUCUCCCUCUCCCUCUGCUGCUCCCCUUGCUUGUGCUCUCUCUUUCUCUCUGUCAAAUAAACAAAUUAAAUUUUUAUGCAACAAUAUUAAAAUAAGGAAUUCAAUAUUGAUAUAAGGUGUGUUUAUAGUCCUAUGCCAUUUUAUCACAUGUAGAUUUGUGUAACCACCUCCACAAUCAAGGAUACAGAACUAUUCCAUCACCAAGAAUUUCCAUCCCUCCACUACCUAUACCUCUCCCUCUCCACCAUCCUUAACCCCUGGCAACCACUAACCUAUUUCCACCUCUAUAAUUCUGUCAUUUAGAGAAUUAUAUAUAAAUGGAAUAAUACAGUAUAUAUGCGAUAUAAACUUUUGGGAUUGGGUGUUUGUUUAUUUGUCUGUUUUUUCAUUCACCAUCAUUGCUUUGAGAUUCGUCCAAGUUGCUGCAUGCAUGUGUCAAAAGCUCAUUUCUUUUAUUGCUGAGUAGUGUUCCGGGCUAUAAAUGUACCAGUUUGUCUCAUUAUUCACUCAUUGAAGGGCAUCUUUCCAGGUAGGAUUAUUAUAAACAAACCUGCAAAAAAUAUUGGUGUACAUGUGUUUUAUGUGAACAUGACUUUUCAUUUCUCUAGAAUAAGUGCUCAGGUGUAAUUGCUGGGUCAUAUGGUAGCUGUUUGGUUUUAUAAGAAACUGAAAAACUGUUUUCAGAGUGUCUGUACCAUUUUACAUUUCCCCAAGUAAUUCAUGAGUGAUUCAGUUUUUCUAAAUCCUCUCCAAAAUUUGAUGUCGUCACUUUUUUGUUAUUUUAAUGCUGCUUUGAUAAGUGUGUGGUGCUAAUUUUUGCUUCAAUUAUCAAUCAUCAUUUAGAAAGCUCAAGAGAAAACUCCUCCUCCUCUCAAAUGAGCCAAAUGUUAGAUCUUUUGUUAUAGUUCAACGGAACCUUCAGAUUCUGCCCAUUUUUUUAUUCUAUUCUCUCUCUGUUGUUCAUGAAGAGUAGUUUCUACUGUUCUAUCUUCAAGUUUACUGAUGCUUUCUUCUGUCCCCCUCAUCCUACCUUUGAGCUCAAAUUUGAGCUUUUAAUUUUGCUUAUUGUAACUUUCAGUUCUAAAAUUUUCAUUUAAUACUUCUUUGUAUCUUCUAUUUUUGCUGAGACUAUGUUUUUCUUUUUUAAAUUUGUUUCAAGCAUGUUUGUAAAUUGCUCGUUGAAGCAUUUUUAUAAUGACUGCUUUGAGAUCCUUGUCAGAUAAUUUCAACACUUGUUUCAUCUCAGCAUUGGCAUUUAUUGACUUUUUUUUUUUUUUUCUCAUUCAGUUUGGGAUCUUCCUGGUUCUUGGCAUGACAAGUGAUUUUCAUUUGAACCCUGGACAUUUUGAGUAUUACAUUAUAUGAUUCUGGAUCUUAUUUAGAUCUUAUGUUUUUUUAGCAAACUCCUCUGACACCGUUCCAAGGGGUGGUAGUAUGGCACUAUCUCAUCAUUGCCAGGUAUAUGUGGGAAUCCAGGCUGUCCACUAGAUUUUUUGACACUUGGAAGGAGAAGAGCUCCUUGUUACUGCACAGUGGGUCCACAGUCCUGAAUCUCCACCUGGCCUCAACUGACAGCAGCCAGUGGGGAGCAGGAGAGCCCCCUUGUUACUGUUGAAUGAUGUUGGAAGUAUGGGCACCCUCAUGGCCACCAAUGACACCAAGGGUGAGGAGAUUUAUUAAGAGCUGGUGCGGAUGACAGUCUACUGGGGGGGUCAUUGACAGGACAUGACUGCUGGUUGAUCCAUGAGCUGGACCGUAGGCAGUUUAGAGGCUCCCCACCCUUCCACCAUCCUUGGAAUUUGCUUUCCAUUUGCCUUUCCAGCACAGAAACUGCCCCAAGGACACAGCCUUGAUAUAGUGAUGUGGUGUUGAGGCCAUCUGAACAGUAUACCUCACUGAGCCCAGUUAAGACCAUACAAACUUUUAAGAUUUGGCCAGCAGGUGCAGACAUCUAUUCAUCUUGCAGCCGUCCAAGACAAGCUUCAUAUGUAAGUUCCCUUUGCUCAUUAAAACUGCCUCCUACCAACCUGGAGUGGCCUGCCUCUUUCUUCAGUCUGUCCCUGCCCUGCAUACUAGGGUUAGUUUCAAAUUACACCUGGCAAACUCCUGAGAAGCUUGUGAAUCAACAAUUGACAAGCCAGCCAGGAGACAGAAGAAAUGGAUCUUGGGAAAGAGGUAUCCAUGGGGAAUUCAAUCCUUGAUUUGGCAGUGACCUCUAUGUGGGGAGGGGUGGCCCGUAUGUGAACUGUUCUGUGAAUACAGGGAUGCCCUGAAAAUGUCAGAUGGCCUAAUGCACUUGUAGGAGGAGCUGCACACAGCACAUUGUGGUGAAGAAGAGAAAAGCACAUCUGACACAAUGAGCUGGUCUCUCCCAUGGGCAGUUCCACUGGCCCUUGAUGCUCAACUAGAGGCUGAAGCUCAGGUUAGAGAGUUGGAGGAGCCGAGGUUAGACAAGGUUGUCCACUACUCUGCUGGCUUUGGGGCUAACUAACAAGGUGGGAGAGGUGGUAUUUUAGCGUGGUAUUUUGCAAAGCUAAGAGGGCAAAAGCUGCCUCAGAUUAAGGUCUGAGCACUUGUAACAAAACCUGACUGGGACGCUAAGCUAUGGAGUCCCUGGAAAAAUGAGGAAAGCAAAGAGAAUGUUGUGAUGAAGAAGUGGACAAAUGUUUCAUGCUGUCUGACCCCUACUACAAAAGAAAAUUUUAAAUAGCAAUGACCUCAAAGCUCCUAGGAGAAAACUUGACUUCUUUCACCAUCCUUUGAAGUUGUAAAUCUUGUCCUGUCUUAAACACUCUAAGAGAUAACCAAAACACUGCCCACAGAGUUAAAAAGGAAAAAAAAAAAGAAACAAAGAAAAGAAUUUUAAUACCAAAAGUAUACUGGCGCAAAUUUAGAACUUGGUUCUCUCUCUGUUAAAAGAACAAAGUUGUCUUCAAUUAACAGCUUGCUAGUUUAAAAAAAAAAAAAAGCUUUUGUUUUGUUUUGGUCUGAUUUUACCUUUGAUGUAAUGUGCCUAGAAAACAAAGAUUCUGUGCUUUGUUUUUAUCAGGUCUUUGAUUACUCAAGGAACUGAGUCUUGAUUAAAAGAACAGUUUUCAACAAAUAUGUAAUUUUUUAUGUAAUUUUUGUAUAUGUUAAAUUUCAUAGGAAACACUGUCAAAUAAGAGGUAAUGAUAAACUUUUUUUUAGAGUUUGUUUAUGUAAAAUUCCAAAAAAUCUGAUAUAUCUUGGUAUAAUGUUAUUAUUCAUAAAUUUAAAGUGCAUGUCACAGAAAUAAAUUCCCUUGUCAGUUGCUUUACAACAAACUCUCAUCAUAUCUUUAACCAUAACCAAUUUUAAGUCCUUCGCUGUUUGCUGACACUUACUGUUUUACUCUAAUGCUUUUACGAAAAGUAUGCCUAUGAAAGUGCUUUAUUUUCAAGGAAAAGACUUUGACAAGUUUCUGAUAUAGCUAAGAUCAUUUUUUUUUUCAUGUGG